UUCCUUUGUGCCACUACCAACACCACCGCUCAGCACGUGCAGUCGUCCUUCCUCCCCGACUGCGGAACCUUUCACCACUCCAUCCACUAAGCCCUCGCCUACCCGUCGGCCACUAUCCCUGGCACCACGCUCCUCUCACCAUCUCGUGUCCCGUAGCCUCUAUAUCACCCUACUGUCCCCGCUACGCGGCUUCACCCACCACCUACCUUGCCUGGCUUGCCUCGACGCCUGGAUGCAACCUCCGGACCACCUCAUCUACCUCUGCUGAUUUCACCCCCUUGAUAUUCCCUCUCGCCCUCCUUCCUGUCACUUUCUAUCUCCCUUUCAACUCUUGCUUCUCUCUUUCCACCGUCGUUUAAUCUCUUCUUCUCCUACUUCCUCUCCAUCCUUGACUUGUCCAGCGAGCUCCGUCGCAUCAGAUUCCGCAUGCAGAAAACGGUUGUAACAAUAAACAGCAAUGGCCGCCAGUCGGCCAGCUUCGUCCGCGUGGCCUCGGCAUGUGGAUGGCAAGUUCGCGCUCAGAUGAGAGAUCUGAAUGGACUGGUUGCCGAGGAGCUAUCUCAACUGCCCAAUGUUACCAUCUAUGUGGGACGCCUUGAAGACAGGAAGUUUAUCGACGACCUCUUCAAAAGUGCUCAGUAUGCCUUCAUCAACACGACGCAUUGGGGAGAUGAAGUUGCCGUCGGGAGAUCCCUUGCAGACGCUGCAAAGAAGGCCGGCAUCCAACACUACAUCUACUCGAGCAUGCCCGACCAUUCCGUCUUCGACCAAAACUGGAGGCCUCUUCCCAUGUGGUCGCCAAAGUUCACCGUCGAGCAGUACGUUCGACAGAUUGGUCUACCGGCUACUUUUGUCUACUGCGGCAUCUACCACAACAAUUUCACUGGUCUCGACUUUCCUCUGUUCCGCAUGGAGCAUCAACCAGACGGCUCUUUUGUCUGGAAAGCGCCUUUCCAUCCCGAUCAGAAACUGCCCUGGCUCGACUCGGAACAUGACGUUGGCCCCGCCAUCUACCAGCUUUUCAAGGAGGGCGCGCGCAAGUGGAAUGGCCGACGCAUCCCCCUCGCUUUUUCCGUCCUGACCCCCAAAGAAGUCUGCAGAGCUUUUAGUCACGGCCUCAAGCGACCGGUUCAGUACAAGCGGAGCCCCAUCGUGAUCACCGUGCCCACUCCCGUGGGUUACCGUGAGCACCUGUCUGCUCUCGAAGAAACGCUAGCAGAGAAGGCUGCGCCGUACUUUGGCCCGGAUCUCGAACAGGAUUGCCCCGGAAUGGCCCUUGAACUGUGGGAGGGUAACCGCGGCAUGGAGGAAUAUGCGCAGGAAGUGUUUCCUUUGGAGGAGGCUGCCAACGGCCUAACGUGGAUGGAGGAGGGCGAAAUCCUCUCGCAUUUCAAUGGCGUUGUCGGCUUGAGCGAACAGCUCAGCCAGGCCCGGCUUUGA
This is a messenger RNA of Periconia digitata, 1440 nucleotides long. The record is from the annotation of a GenBank genome assembly. Lineage: Eukaryota; Fungi; Ascomycota; Dothideomycetes; Pleosporales; Periconiaceae.